Molecule: messenger RNA, 1963 nt
Organism: Thermothelomyces thermophilus ATCC 42464
Lineage: Eukaryota; Fungi; Ascomycota; Sordariomycetes; Sordariales; Chaetomiaceae
Product: glycosyltransferase family 1 protein
Exons: 4
Coding region: 271-1875 (534 amino acids)
Source: RefSeq, a predicted model, not a curated record
CUCAGUUUUCCCACGGCCCUUGUACAUACAUACCAUUUAAACCCCGGAGCCUGCACAAGGCUCCAUAUCUAAUCCGUACACAGAAAUCCAUCCAUCUGAUUAUACGGAUGUACACCCAACAGAAGCUAAAUACUCGGUAGAGAAGCUGCACAGGCCCGCCUGACGCGGCUUGUCUUGUCCCAUGAUAACCUCGAUUAGCUGAACUUAGCUCUGGUGGAAGAGGAGGACUACCUAAUCACCGAGAGGGGAGACUUCUAACCAAGUCCCACCAUGACGACGAAGAAAGUCCUCUUGGUGGUAAACUCGGAAUACGGGCAGGCGAACGUGUUCCUCGCCGCCGGCCACGCGCUGCAGGCCCUCGACAAGGACGUGCAGAUCCACUUCGCGUCGUUCAAGCAGAUCGCCAACGAUGUCGCCACGUCGUCCAAGUACUCGGUGAAAUGCACGCCGGGCGCGGCGCCCUGGACCUUCCACCUGCUCGACGGGCCGAGCUUCAUGGAGGCGAUCCAAUACAAGGACGGGCCGCGCACGGCGCUCGAGCGGAUCAUGGGCCAGCGGCCGACCUUCUCGUCCAUCAUGGCCAUGAUGAAGGUCCUCGUGCACUUGUUCCUGCCCUGGGACCAGCCCGAGUUCGACCUGGUCUACAAGAGCCUGGUCCGCAUCUUCGACGAGGUCCAGCCCGACAUCACCGUCGUCGAUAGCCUCUUCGCCCCCGGCCUGACCGCUUGCCGCGCCCUCGGGCGCAGGCACAUUGUCCUGUCGCCCAACACGCUCAAGGACUUUGCCGUCGCCUUCCAGCCGCGCGCCGCGCUGUUGUGGAAGUUCCCCAUCAUGGGCUCGGCAUUCGAGUUCCUGGUUCCCUGGCGGAACAUCCCCGCCAACACUGUGUACGGCCUGGCGCAGAUCUACUUCUCCCUGACCGACACCCGGCUCCGGGAGACGCGGGCGCGCGCCCGGCAGAAGCUGGGCGCGGAGCUGGUCACGUUCGAGUCGCUGAUGAUGAACCCGCCGGCGGGGCUCAAGAUCCUCGUCUCCAACCGGCCCGAGAUCGACUUCCCCCUCGUCAUCCCGGGCCACCUGACCGCCUGCGGGCCCCUGAUCCGCCCCGUGGCCCCCGUCGCCGACGACGACGGCGAGCUCGACGCCUGGCUCCGCCGCGGCCCCACCGUCUUCAUCAGCCUCGGCACCCACCGGGUCCUGGAGGAGUACGAGGCGGUGGAGAUGGCGCGGGCGCUCCGCGUGCUGCUGGACGCCGUCGAGGCGUGGGAGGACACCCUGCGCCGCCGCGGCGGCGAGGGCGGCGAGGGCGGCGAGGGCGGCAGCAACGUCGGCGUCGGCGGGGUGCCCGGGAAGCUGCAGGUGCUGUGGAAGCUCAAGCGGCACAAGCCCGGCCAGGACGCCAUGUACGAGGUCGGUCCGGGCACCAGGGUCCACGGAAUCCUCCGGCGGGAGAUCGAGGCGGACCGGGUCCGGAUCGUCGACUGGGUCAAGCCCCAGCCGUCCGCCGUGCUCCAGGCGGGCACGGUGGUCUGCUCGGUCAACCACGGAGGCGCCAACUCGUUCCACGACGCCUUGACUUCCGCUGUCCCGCAAGUCAUCCUCCCCGCCUGGCUCGACUGUUACGACUUUGCCAACCGGGCCGAAUACCUGGGCAUCGGCCGGUGGGGCAACAAGCAGGCCAUGCCCUCGUGCGCCGAAGCCGAGCUGGGGCCCAUCCUGGUCGACGUGGUGCUGGGCCCCCGGGCGGCCGAGAUGAGGGCCCGGGUGCGGGACCUGGCGGACCUGUGCGCCAAGACGCCGGGCGCCACGGUCGCCGCCUCCAGCAUCCUGGAUGAGCUCAAGUCGUACGACGAGGGCGAGGAGGGCGAGAAGUGAAAGCUGGAUUAAUUAUUCCAGAGUCGGCAAGAGGGGCAACGUUCUCUUUCUACCUACAAGGGGGAUCAUCUCCUCUCCAUACGUUGCA